Lactuca saligna is the source of this 378-nucleotide messenger RNA. Lineage: Eukaryota; Viridiplantae; Streptophyta; Magnoliopsida; Asterales; Asteraceae. The record is from the annotation of a GenBank genome assembly.
AUGCGAGAAAUAAUGGCAAGACUUCAAUCUUUGGAGGAAGAAAUCCGAGGGUUGAAAAAUAAAGGCGGAAAUCAAGACGAUGAUGACUUGCAAGAAUUUUUUAACGAAGCUUUUGAGGGGAAUGAUAAUGUGGUUGGUAGUCCACAGAAAUCAAAUCGAGUAAACGAGGACGAUGACGUUGAUAAACCACCGGAGUUUGAUCGUAGAAAACAAAAACAAAUCGUGAAGGAGAACAAGAAGAAAAAGAAGGUUGUUGCUAGCGAGAUUGUGGAUGCAGAAAAUCAUAUACCCGAGCCUCUUAAUGUGAAAGCAUGUUGUCCGGUUAGGCAAUUGAAACCUUCUCAAUAUCUUAGCUCUCCAUAUGUUUCGGUGAGGUAA